AUGGCCAAUUACCACAAGUCACCAACCUUUACGCGCUCGAUUUUCCUCAUAGUAUUCAUCCUAAUCACCUUCAUCUCCCUCUCAUAUAUCCUCUUCGGCCAUUCCACUCGAAACCUCUCACGUCUCUUCUCCUACGCUCCCAAACCAACCGACACACCCUCCCUCGGGACCUCCUUCCAGACUUUCUUCCACGACGCCCUCAACCCCUCAGAUCCCGACUAUCAAUCACUCCUCUCCCAAGCACGACAGGUAAUCGCCAUAGAUGGAAGCAAUGGCUUCCUCCGCAUGCGUGAGGAGGGAGAGGAGGAAGCAGUAAGCUAUGGGGUGUCGAUGUUCCAUCAGCUGCAUUGUGUGGAGAUGCUGAGAGCUGUGCUGAGAGGGAAGGGCUACCAGCAUGGGGUUAAGGGUAGGAGGGGAUUGCAAGCCCCGCCCCAUCAGCUUGAGGAGGGUGAGAUGUCGGCGGAGGAGCAUUUGGAGCAUUGUUUGGAUUAUAUUACCCAGGGCAUUAUGUGUUCAGCUGAUGACACGAUUGAGCCGUCUUUUACUGGAAAGUUGAGGACGGGGGAGGAGGUGACGGUGAUUGACGGUGUGGGUGUGGGGCACUAUUGUAGGAAGGUGGAGGGGUUUCAUGCUAUUUUGUUGAGGAGUCAAGAGGAGCCGCUGGUGGCUAGACGGCCGGUGAGGAGGGGGGAUACUUUGAGGAGUUUGGCGGAUAUUGAAUGA
This is a messenger RNA of Hyaloscypha bicolor E, 723 nucleotides long. RefSeq lists its product as uncharacterized. Lineage: Eukaryota; Fungi; Ascomycota; Leotiomycetes; Helotiales; Hyaloscyphaceae. The record is from RefSeq and is a predicted model, not a curated record. The coding region runs from base 1 to 723 and encodes 240 amino acids. The transcript has 2 exons. Gene Ontology annotation, biological process: mycotoxin biosynthetic process.